Plectropomus leopardus (leopard coralgrouper) is the source of this 7836-nucleotide messenger RNA. NCBI's taxonomy places the organism in Eukaryota, Metazoa, Chordata, Actinopteri, Perciformes, Serranidae. The record is from RefSeq and is a predicted model, not a curated record.
GCGACGCUUGCAGCUGAGAGACCGCUGGCUCAAAAAUGGAGAGCGACACCACUGUCAGGAGAAUAAAACCCUUCGGGACGCAUAAUUAUGUUGCUCAGGAUAACGACGGUUCCCGGGACCGGUGCGGGGAUAACGGCUACAGCGGUGACCCGAAGAAGAAGCCUGAAGUGAGUCUGUAUCUGCUGCGGGAAGGGCUGGCAGCUUCCCUGGUCUCUGUGUUUAUUUUGGUGCUGUGGGGACUCGUUCAUUUGUCGUUACAGCAGCUCGUCAUUGGAAAGCCAACCGGCGACUUCAACGCUGAGAGAGCCAGACGGCACUUGGAGCAGAUCACUAGUGUCGGCCCUCGGCCAGUGGGCAGCCAGGAGAAUGAGGUCCUGACAGUGGGCUACUUGUUGGAGCAGAUUGAGAAAAUCCGGGUCGAGACUGCAGCGGGUCCCCAUCAGCUCACGGUAGAUGUACAGCGUCCCACCGGCACUUUCUCCAUUGACUUUCUCGGAGGCUUCACCAGCUUCUAUGACCGUAUCACCAACAUUGCUGUCAGGCUGGAGCCUAAGGGUGGGACGCAGCAUCUCAUGCUGGCCAAUUGCCACUUUGACACAGUGGCCAACAGUCCAGGUGCCAGUGAUGAUGCAGUGAGCUGUGCAGUGAUGCUGGAAGUCCUCCAUUCUCUGGCCAACCAGUCUACACCUCUUCAUCAUGGAGUUAUCUUCCUCUUUAAUGGGGCAGAGGAAAAUAUCCUUCAGGCCAGUCACGGUUUCAUUACUCAGCAUCCGUGGGCCAAGCAGGUGCGAGCUUUCAUUAACUUGGAGGCUGCAGGUGUCGGGGGCAAGGAGGUUGUUUUCCAGACGGGUCCUGAGAACCCGUGGCUGGUCCAGGCCUACGUGCAUGCAGCCAAACACCCUUUUGCCUCUGUGGUCGGCCAGGAGGUCUUUCAGAGUGGCAUCAUUCCCUCUGACACCGACUUCCGAAUCUACAGGGAUUUUGGCAACAUCCCAGGAAUUGAUCUGGCUUUCAUUGAAAAUGGUUUCAUCUAUCACACCAAGUACGACACUGCUGACAGGAUCCUGACAGACUCGAUCCAGAGAGCAGGCGACAACAUCCUGGCAGUUCUGAGGUACCUGGUGACGUCAGAGAAGUUGGCUGAUUCCUCAGAGUAUCGUCAUGGCAACAUGGUGUUUUUUGACCUACUGGGUGUAGUUGUGGUGGCUUACCCAGCCCGCGUUGGCACUAUCCUAAACUACAUGGUAGCCACAGUCACUUUUUUUUAUCUGGCCAAGAAAGCUUCACUGCCAGGCAAUGGGGGUGGCCGAUAUGUCCGAGAUCUGGCCUGUGCCACAGGCGUAGCAGUCCUAAGCUGGUUCAUCACCCUGCUGUCAGUGCUGAUUGUCGCUCUGCUCGUCACUCUGCUGGGUCGCUCCAUGUUUUGGUACAACCACUUCUACGCCUCCAUAUGCCUGUAUGGGACCGCAGCUACAGGCAAGAUGAUCCUCGUUCACACGCUGGCCAAGAACUUGUAUUACGGAGUAAGUGGUGUCCGUUUGGUGGAGCUCGGCGAUCUCUUCUUCGACGUUAGCUUGUUUCUGUGGUGCUGCAGCCUGGUGUGGCUGACCCAGCAGGGCCUGUGUUCAGCCUACGUGCCCAUGCUAAUGGUGGCCUUCCCACUGGCCACCAGGCUGCUGCUGGCAAAAGAAUUUAAGCAUAGAGGAGCAUCAGUGAAGUACAGCAUGCUUUAUUUGUUGGGCCUGGCGUUGCCUUAUGUCCACUUCAUGUUCCUCAUCUGGGUGGUGUUUGAGAUUUUCACACCAAUCAUGGGUCGCAGUGGCACAGAAAUACCUCCUGAGGUGGUGAUGGCCUCCCUGGUCACCCUGGCAACCAUCUUCCUGUCGUCCUUUUUUCUUCAUUUUAUCUACUUGGUACGGAGCACUAAGUGGAUCCUGGCUGGUCUGGGCACAGUCUUCAUCUUUAUGUUCCUCUUGAUGUCCUGCGGCCUCCUUUUUCCUUAUUCAGGCAGUCCAGAGAGCCCGCGACCAAAACGAGUUUUCCUGCAGCAUACGACGCGGACCUUCCACAACCUCCAGGGCCAGGUGGAGAGCCGAGACUCAGGUCUGUGGAUCAACAGUUUUGAUUACACAGGCAUACAGCACGUCACACCCCUCAUCCCCGAGAUCAACGACAGCGUUCGCACCAGCUGCCGUGAAGACCGGCCCUUCUGUGGUUACCCCUGGUUCCUUCCUGUGAAGUUCCUCAGCAAGAAGAACUGGUACCUUCCUGCACCAGAAGUGUCUCCCACCUCUCCUGUGGAGUUCAGCCUGCUGUCCAGAGAGGAGACCAGCUGGGGGACGAUCAAGAUGACCUUCAAUGUGAAAGGUCCCAGCCACAUGUCUUUGUAUCUGAUGCCUCACCGAGGAACCAGCCUCUCCACAUGGUCCUUUGGUGACGGGACGCCUCAGUUCGACCUGAGUGGAGAAUAUUUUGUCUUCUAUUCCCACGGCCUCGAUGCCCCCACAUGGACCUUCUGGUUUGAAAUACAGCCUCCGAGAGAGCCCGACCCAUCGGGCCCUGAGGGGAUGAUCUCUGUCGCCAUCUCCACCCACUAUUUCUUUGGACAAGAUAGAAGGACUGCUCAGUUGGAUGAAAUCCUCAGCAGGUUUCCUUCGUGGGCUUUUCCUUCAUCUUGGGUCAGUACCUAUGACAUGUACCGAUACUGAGGAGGCCACACAUCACAGAGGCCGAUGCCGAGGAGAGCUGAGGGUCUCAGGGCCCCCUCCCCCCGAGACAGACAGAAAAGAUUUCAAAGAACAAUACUGAGGACCAGCCCUGACGCCUUUUCUCUCUGACACAAACGCACACUCUAACACACACUCAUGCUCCCUCCCAGCCUGCCUGAGAGACCCCCAUCACUGUGUCAGUAGGCUUAGUAGCUAACCGAGCAGGAAGACGCGCAGAGACACGCCAGAGGUAAGCCGACCCGCUUACAGACUGACUAACUCGACGACCCACCCACUGGCCGCCACAAGCCUCAUGCUCACUCCUGGGCUAGUGAAACAAAGGGGUUACGUUUUUUUUUUUUGUACUCAAUCUGUCGUGCCUUUGCUUUACUCAAUCCAUCUCACUCCCCUCCUCACUUUCCGUCUCACCCACUUCCUCCUGUUCUUCCUCUCUCAUGCUUCCUGAAUGAAUAACGUUGCAUGGCUACUUCCCCUGCCCUCUCUUUAUCAGCUAACCACUCGGGCCAUUCUCACACUAGAUGCGUCUCUGGCUUCCUCUGAAGAAAUAACACCACUACUGUAUGCACUAUAGGUGUAGUAACAUACUACUGGGAGGGGAAACAAAGAGAGUCAUUUUUGUUUGACCCUUCUUCCGACGUUAACUGGAAACUUUGACACUUUGAAAGUUGCUUUUCAUCAACACGCACCUGUUCAUAUUCUGAGCAAAUAGAUUUUCUAUUAACUGAAAUUGCUCAUUACCAUUUCUCAAUAACACCACUGAUUUGCAGCGAGUCGUAUGCCCGUGUUUCAGCGAGGAAUGCCAACAGUCUGCUUUAAUUGUCAGAGAAUCUGGCAUUCAGAGGCAGAAAACUGUGCCUGUUAAAUGAAAACAGCUGGCUAACAUCAAAAUGUCAAUGUGUCCUUUAAAAGGAGUAGCUUUCCUAAUGAUUUUGUGCAGAGGGCAAUGUUGAGGUCUUGAAGUUUUCUGCCUGAUUUGUUUAAGCAAAUGUGUUUUGAUUUUGGGCUUGAUGAGACCAGAGCUCACAGGGAAACAAGGACUUGUGGCCGUCUGAAUGUCCUGUGAUUAAAAUUAUUCCCCAAGGCGGUGAGGGGUAACUGGGAGGAAAACCAGCAAUGCAACUCCACACUCAUUAACAGCACCAGUGUCAGUUUGUUCUGUCUCACGUGGAAGUGUUGGUUAUUUACAUUUACUGUAAUAAUAUGUAUUCUAUUCUUGUUUUCAAACUUGACUCUUGCUCUGUGCUAUGAACUGUCCCCAGCAACACUAAAGGAUGUCUUUUUUAUAGACUAAACAGUUAAUCGAGAAAACAGUGGAAAGGAUAAUUAAUACUGAAAAUAAUUAUUCAUUUUGGGAAGUUAUCCAAUCACAUAGCUGUAUAUGCCAUGUGCAGAUGGAUAAAAGUUAAUCAGAAAUUGAUGCAUUUCCAGGCAGUUUCACCCCUAAAAUGGCAACAAAUUGCCAAGCUGCAUUAUAUAAAAACCAUUAAAAUGAAAUUAUAAAUUUUAGAAGGACUCAGUAUAGCAAUACAGAUGUGAUAUUUAUCCAUUUUAAAAAAUGGUGAAGCUUUACUUUUUGGGUCUGUAAUUUCUGAAUUUUUUUUAAAGAGAUUUUCUGGAAAAAAAAACUGCGGCUUGGUACCAGUCAUAUGGAACAUGGACACCAUAGUAAGUUAGUCUACUAACAAUUCCAGUUAUUACCAGCUAAUUGUGAAAAUAGUUAAAUCCUUCUACAGGCAACUCAGUGCAGACUAAGUAUAAUGUAUAGAGAGUAUAAAGUUUCUGAUAAUAAAUGGGAGGUGAUCAGGAUCGAUGUAUCAUUUCAAAGAAUAUUGAGUGAAAACAUCAAUACGUAUCUUCAUCUUUAAGAUACGCCUUUAUUUUUAAAUUCCUUUGGCACGUGUGUCACCAUUUCCAUCCAAGCACACAUCCUUUCUAAAAAAUCAAACUGUGCAAGCAGCCUAAUGCCAGGCAGGUAAUGUUAAGAAGCCAAAAAAUGACAAUGAGGGUAUUUAUUGACAUCGUAGGCUACUGAAUCACAGUUGUAUCAUGGAUGACUUAGUGAUAUCAGCAAAUAUUGUAUAGAAUGAAGAAUCAAUUUAAUAUUGGAUUGUGAUGAAACUUGUGAUUUACAUCCCUAAUGUUUACUACGCAUUUCUAGUAAAUAAAUAAAAUGGUAUUUUCUUUGUACAUGGUACCAAUUUGCAUAGUUAUUUCCAGGAAAUAGCCUAGGAUUUUACUAGGAAAUAACAGACCUGCAAAAAUAAAAAAGCAUAACCAAAAGCAGCUAUAUAAAGCUAGUCCUUGUUGAUUUAAAAUUCAUAAAUAAUCUGUGCUAUACAGAAAAAUAGGUAGAAAAAUAGGUAAGAGAUAUAGAUUAAGCUGUGUUAAACUGAAACUUUAUAUACUGUCAUUUUUCUGUCCUUUAAGUUGUGCUGAAAUUGUUCUAAGAAUGUACAUUUAUGCAUUUGUGCUGCUGCGGACAGCUCAUACUGGUAACUGUUGUCCACUCAUUUUGUGAUGUGUUGCUAAUAUUUCUCAUAUCUCACUCAUCUCAUGUGGAGCUGCAUCUUUUUUUGUGUAGAGCCCAAGUAUCACAACCACAAUCCAGUUAAUAUGACCUGUUUUAUGUGUAGACUUCACAUAGUCGACCCCAUAAAACACCGUUAUACAGUUAGGGCCAAGUUACACUAGAAAAGAAGUGGUUUGUACCACAUGCCCGUGGUCGUGCAAAUGUGGGGACAAGGGUUUGUUUCUCUUGGAAGACUUUCAUGGUGUUGCACGAGGUUGCACACGUGAAAAGUGGCAGUAAGAAUUGUGGUUAGAAUGAAAAAAGAGAGCUAAAGAAAAGGUUAAUGCUUUGCACCUUUUUAGCCUCCACACAGCUGGACAACCCCAGUGUAAAGUGGUUGUUCAUGUCGGUUUCAGAAAGUCAUAGAAAUGGUCGGACAGAGAUCCCCAUAACCCGACGUCAGAAAGGUGUGAGGAAAUGCUAGUACCUCGCCUUCCGACGUCUCACCUGGGACUUUAUUUUGGGAAAAAACAGUAGUUAGCAAUGAGAGACAGUUCAUUUUUUGAUCCUGUUUCAGUUGUGCCAAAAAAUAACAUAAUAAUUAACAAUUUAAAAACAAUUUAGCUAGUUGAGAAGGUUGCAGUUGUUGGAGGUUUGGUGUAGUACCAUUUAGGUUGGAUAUAUUAGUAGAUCUGGAGACCAGAUGCCAAGAUGGCACCUUCUCAGUCCAUUAAGAAUUGCUCACCUGACACACAUGGUAAAAGAUUUUCUGGCUUCCUGGUUUACUUCUGGGAUGUGCAGCUCAGUGAAUAUCUGUAGUAGUGUUUCUCCUGCAGUAGACUUAACAUUGUGAUCACGUCACUUUUCUUGGCUCAUAGAAAGUUUUAACCUCUCUGAAUCAAAAAUUCAUCACGGAAACAGUAAUAAUUCGCAUUGUUUACAGAUCGAGGUGUCUUAUCAACUUUUAUAGUGUUGGUCAAUGUUAAAAAAUGCCAUUUGGGGCUUUUUUGCUGCAAUAUCGUGAAUGGCAACUGAAAAAAACUGGAGGCAAGGCUGAGUGAUGUUUCCGGGGGCCUAGAAACCACUUCGUGAACUACCUGUCCUCCAUCUCGCACGAAAUAUGUCACUAACGUGCUAAGAGCCAGCUAGCUCGCUUUCAGCUCUGCUAUAGCUAAAUUAGCUAUGUUUGACACACAAACUUAGCGUUAUAUUACCUGUGUGUAUCCAACUACUCACAGCCUUUUGAUCAGUCGGGAGGCAAAAGAACGAGUAAGACCAGUUGCUCAUGUGAGUACAUCCCGGCACAAAACAUCCAGGCAUCGUGGCUUUAAUGAGAUAGAAACUUAUGCCUUUGUUAUUAUGUAUUGUCAAAGUCUUACACCUAAACAGCUUUGCAACAAACUUCUUGAUUUAAUUGACGAAACAUAUUUUUAUAAUUUAAGGCAUAAAUCAGGAUCAAAACAUUAUUUGUCUCUGGUCAUCUUCAACAAAAAUCAUUCUUUGGGAAAUAAGGUCCCCAUGGUGGUCCACUGGGAAGAGGAGGGACUUGGCCUUUCUAUUUUAAUUGUGUGACAAACUCACUAACAGUGUAUACUGGCCCCUUCAGCGUCACCACUACCUCCACUAUGAUCAAAACUUUGUGUCCGACACCGAGAUAAUAGCUAUUAAUCUUCUCAUAAACUGUGGCUUGAAUGUUAUUGUUGGGAAGAUUUAAAUGAUUGAGCUAGCUAAUGUUCAAGAGAGAUUACUUUGAUGGAUUAUAAAGCAUCAUCACGUCCGUCUGUGGGCUACCUCUGUUUUCUGCUAACAAAGUGGAAUGGCUCCAUCCUGUUUUGAGAGUUGAAUCGUGUCUGUGCUGUCAUAAAAACAGGGUGAGUGUCCCCUCCCCACUGUCAGUCCCACACUCUGAUGACAUCUUUUAAAACAAAAAUGUCCUGUAGUUGCUUGUUGGCAGUUUGACUCCUCCUGUACGUCCCACGGGUGGCAUCAGGUUGUAAAGACUUGGGAGAUUUUUUGCACUUGGGAGAUCAACUGAGCAAAAUCGUCUUUUGUCCACUUUGUGUUACACCCGAUGACGCGUCGUCGUGAUUCAUGUUGUCUGUUUGGCUUCAGUCACACACACAAUAAGAAAUGCUGACAUGAAGGAGGCCUUAACAUUUUGCUUCCAAAGACACACAAAAUGUUUACUGUUGUGGACACAAACGUCUCAGUGGUCUUAAAGCUAUCAGGUGCUGCACUGUACAGAGUUUUUAUGCACGUGAAUUAUUGUCUGUUGGAAAGUUUAAACUUAAAAUCCAUCACAGCCUUCGACAGGUAGAAAACAGAUCAUCCUACUAUGCUCCUUCUUUUAUGCACGAUGUGUAAUGAGAAACGUACUCUGACUCCAUCUGCUGAGGAAGGUAGUGUGAUACAGGUGGAAGCUGUUUUUGUUAAAAGUCAGAUGAUUUUAUCAGCUGACUGCAGUGUGACAUGUCAAUGUCCCUUCAAAAAGCAAAAUAUCCAGUACAUCAGACAUUGGCUGUUAUAAAUUUGACUUUGACUGUACAGAAAGAAGAAAUUAAAGUUAAUUAUCUGGUGUAAUGAUUAACACCAAAGUGA